This is a messenger RNA of Brenthis ino (lesser marbled fritillary), 825 nucleotides long. The record is from the annotation of a GenBank genome assembly. Lineage: Eukaryota; Metazoa; Arthropoda; Insecta; Lepidoptera; Nymphalidae.
AUGCGAUACGCGCAAUUAGUUGUAGGGCCAGCUGGGAGCGGCAAGUCGACGUACUGCUCGACAAUUGUGAAGCAAGCCAUGGACACUAAACGUAUAAUAGAGGUAGUUAACUUAGACCCAGCAGCGGAACACUUUGAUUACGAGCCUCUGGUUGAUAUCAGAGAGCUUAUACAUUUAGAUGAUGCGAUGGAAGAUGAGGAACUGAAGUUUGGUCCCAAUGGAGGACUAGUGUUUUGUUUAGAGACUUUGUUAGAAAACUGUGACUGGCUUGAAGAACAACUAGGUGAUGUAGAUGAUGACUACAUACUAUUUGAUUGUCCGGGCCAAAUAGAACUGUACACUCACUUGCCUGUUAUGAGAAAGCUUGUUGAUGUUUUGCAGCGGUGGAAUUUUAGAAUUUGUGUUGUCUUUAUGAUUGAUUCCCAGUUCAUGGUAGAUGGUGCUAAAUUCUUAUCAGGUACAAUGGCAGCACUCAGUGUUAUGGUCAAUUUGGAAUUGCCCCAUGUUAACAUUUUAACUAAAAUGGACCUGCUCAGCAAGUCGGCAAGGAAACAACUUGAUAAUUAUUUAGACCCAGAUCCUCACAUUUUAUUAGCAGAUAUGAGAAAUUCAAAAUCAAAAUGGCACCAGAAGUAUGCUAAACUUACAGAGUCAAUUGGGGAAGUCAUUGAGAACUUCAGCUUGGUCAGAUUCUAUCCUCUUAAUAUAAGGGAAGAAGAAAGCAUAGACAACAUAUUGCUAACUAUAGACAAUAUCAUACAAUAUGGGGAAGAUGCCGACGUGAAAAUAAGAGAUUUUGAUGAGCCUGAAGAUGAAGACAAUGAU